This is a messenger RNA of Amphimedon queenslandica, 1368 nucleotides long. RefSeq names its product ELL-associated factor 1-like. The record is from RefSeq and is a predicted model, not a curated record. The transcript has 6 exons. Gene Ontology annotation, cellular component: super elongation complex. Gene Ontology annotation, molecular function: transcription elongation factor activity. Gene Ontology annotation, biological process: transcription elongation by RNA polymerase II. The coding region runs from base 45 to 1277 and encodes 410 amino acids. Lineage: Eukaryota; Metazoa; Porifera; Demospongiae; Haplosclerida; Niphatidae.
CCACGCCUACCAUUAACAAAGAGUUCAAGAGACAAUGUGGUGAGAUGGCAGAAUCUGUUUCUUCUUCAUCUCAUGGUGGACAGCAUCAGCUACCAGUUAAACUGAAUCAAGAGUACAGAGUUAAACUAGGACGGACCUUUACUUUCCCCAAAGAGAACGCCUUUCAUACAAUAAAAUAUGACUUUAAACCAAAAUCAGUUGACGAAUCCAAGCCUGGAAGGAUGAAAGUCAGUGGAGAUGAAGUCUCAGUCUCUUUACCGGUUACCCAGGCGGAGUCAGAAAGUGACGUAGUUCUCUUUAAAGGUGCUAAGAGAACCUGUACAAAGGAGUGUAUCCUCAUUAUCAACACAAUAACUGGGGAGGCUAUCCUUGAGAAGAUCAGUAACACUGUCCAGUUAAAAGGCGUAAGGGAUCUUAAAAAGAAGAAACAUCCCCGCUCUGUGUCUCCGAUACCGUCUCAAAUAAAAGCACUCAAAGUCCCUUCGGCCAAGCAAACCGAGACCUCUAGUCCCAGUAGUGGCAAGAAACCAAAGAGACCCAAAAAGUCCUCCCCUCCAUCUGCUACUGCUCCUCCUCCUCUUUCUUCUACUGCUCCUCCGGUUUCUAGUAAAUCACAAAACAUCAGCAGCAGCAACACUAGCUCAAAAUCUUUCAACCCUCUUCCUCCAUCUUCCUCCUCCUCCUCUUUGCUAGCCUUGCCAGACUCCAUUUCUCCUUUACGCUCCAACAAUCCAACCCCUGAGCCUCCUCCCCUCUUCUCCUCUCAGCCAAAGAGGAAAAAGGGCCUUCCCUCGUCUAAUAGCAGUUCUAGUUCGAGUAGCUCGGACUCCAGCAGCAGUUCUGGCUCUGAUAGCGAAACUGAAUUUGUUACCGUUCCAACUUUAAGCUCAGCACCUCCACCCCAAGCGUCUUUAUCUUCAAUGCCGCAAUUUACUACUUCAUCUGUUAUCCAACAGCCGAUUCCGUCUGCAGUAGGAGGGGGAGGGGGUCCUAUGGGUUAUCAGGUCCUACCCCCUCAGCAUGGGAGUGGUUUGAGUCAAGGUAGCAAUAAUAACGGAGCUCUUCAAAUGGCUGGUGGAGGGACUCUCUCUGACUCUAGCUCCAGCUCCAGUAGCGAUGGAGAAGAUGACAGCUCUUCCUCUGAUUCUGAAAAGGAUGGACCUGUUCCCUCUCACCAUCAAACUGUCACUAAUCCAACUGCAGGUGUUGACGUCAGACAGAGAUCAAUGUCCGUGUUAAAACGUGAUCUGGAAAUGAGUGAAAGUGAUUCAGACUGAUUUCAAAUCAUGAGCUAUGAUCUGAAGUCCUCUGUUCCUCUUAGAGCAGGAUAAAAUAAUAACUACACAUCAAUUUAUCAUUUAAAGUUAA